UAAUUCCUCAGAUCUCUCAAUUUCUCAUUCUAUUUCGUUCCUUGAUUUUGCUGCAAUACGGAUUUCCCGUUUCUUGGCUGUGAUUUUGGUCAUAUGAUAAUAAGGUUGAAUAUGUGCUAAAGUUCCUUUUUUGGACUUCGAAGCAGUGACAAGUUGUAGCAACAAUUUAUUGGAACACCAUGGGUCACAGAAAUAUGCUAUGCCCUAGCCAGAUGAUAGAUUUAGAAAUGGAUCAGCGUGGCCAGGGAUAUCCCCAUCACGAGCCCUGCAUUAUUUUGGGUGGCAGACCUAAUUACCCCCCGCCUGAUUUGCAGAUGAGAGUCACAGCUCCAGGGAACACAACUACUCUUGAUACUCAUCCCUUACCGGAUCAUUAUGACAACAGUAUGUUCUAUGGGAUUCCCCAGUACCCCGGUGUUCAGCAUCAUAAUCAUUCCCCAAAUCUUGAUCUUGGUAUUGGAAGUGCAUCCAACUAUUACAUUCCCUAUAUGGCUAGCCCUUCGUUGGUUACUCCUGUAAAUCAUGGGCCCACAGACCAGACGCCAUCUUCAAGCAACUAUGGUCCUCUAGGAGUUUCAGCAGAUGAAUAUGCUAGGAGUUGCCACUUCAUGGAUAAUGUUAGAGGCUCAUAUAAGAGAAAGAAUUCUGAAGGAAUCCCAGCAAAUUUUCAGCAUUUUAAUGCCUCACCAAGCUCUAGUUCCUCGGUUACACCAUUAAAUGCUAGACAUCCUGAGGGAGUUGGCACAAUGGAUGUGGCACCCUUCACCAUUCCUCAGUUUAGGGGGAAUGGCCCUCCACCGAUUAGAGAAGCUGGAUCCCAAAUAAGUGUUAGGAACAGAUUAGGGGCAACUGCAGUGGAUCCCGUUUUGAUGCAUAGUGCUAACCAUGUUUUUCAAGGAAAUUACAUUGGUCAGCCUUUUCAGCCGACAAUAACGGAUGGAGGUGCCCCAGCUUGGACCCAGGCUCCUGGGGUUCCUUAUAUGCUUGGUAGCAACAUGGCUAGACCUAUGGAGAAUAAUCUUAGAAGUUCCGCAAACUUCUCUCAAUUUUCUCCCCUUGAUGUUCGGAACCAUAACUUCCAUCACCCUGCACCACCUAUUGAAGGAGUAAGAAGUCAUAGCGUUAACAUUCAUCCACAAGUAGCACCAGUUCCGCCUCGCUUCCCAGCAAGUUAUACCUCACCAGGCUCCAUGAAUCCUUCACAUGAUGGUUGGCAGGUAGGGCGUAGGCAUUUGGGACCAAUGCCUCCUACCGGCUUUAGGAUAUAUCAUUCGCGCCGAGAGAGUGGUAUUGUACCUGAGACCACUGUGAGACACCACAAUCUUCCUCGUUUGAGAGUUCUUCCACCAGAUGGAGUUGCUGUAUUGGAGCUCCCAGAAUUUUAUGAAGUAGGAAAUUCUGUUGAUCACCACCGAGAUAUGCAAUUGGAUAUAGAGGACAUGUCUUAUGAGGAACUGUUGGCGCUGGGCGAGUGGAUCGGAAACGUGAAUACUGGUUUGUCUGAGGAAACCAUUACAAGUAAAUUGAAAACAAGAACUUAUUCAACAUUUGCUACAAAUAUUAAUCUGGAAGAAGCAGCACCCAUUGACCAGGAACCCGAUUCAUGCAUUAUUUGCCAGGAGGAUUAUAAGAACGAAGAGAAGAUCGGAACUCUUGAUUGUGGACAUGAUUAUCACGCAGAUUGCUUGAAGAAGUGGUUGUUUGUGAAGAACGUAUGCCCCAUUUGCAAAUCCGAGGCAUUAACCACAGAGUCCAAGAAUGUAUGAUGGAGGCUACAUAAUUGAGGAAAUAACAAUAAAUUACAUAAAAUGGAUGAUGUUGGUAGAAUCAAGAUUUGGGAAAGCUCUCCUAUAUGUUUCUAGAUUGAUAUUUGGUAAAGUAUUUUGUACAUGAACUUGCAGAUAUCUCUAACAGACGGUCAAUCCAUUAUUUGCUGGCUUUGUAAUUAUCAAACAAUUGUACAGACGAUCAUUAUGCAAUUUCAUGCUGUAAUGUUAAACUUCAACUA
Messenger RNA from Hibiscus syriacus, 2008 nucleotides. Its product is annotated as probable E3 ubiquitin-protein ligase ZFP1. The record is from RefSeq and is a predicted model, not a curated record. Lineage: Eukaryota; Viridiplantae; Streptophyta; Magnoliopsida; Malvales; Malvaceae. Gene Ontology annotation, molecular function: ubiquitin protein ligase activity. The transcript is spliced from 7 exons. Bases 180 to 1766 code for a protein of 528 amino acids.